UGCUGCUAGAGGAGGUGAUCAUACCUCAGCAGAGAGUGUGUCUUGAGAUCUUGAGAAGAUACCACCAGGGAGUUCCAGGACACAUCACAGUUCAGCUAGACCAUGAGGAUGGGUUGACCAUCUGGAAGGCUGCUCACCUGAAAACCGCACCAACAUGGAAGACAGAAAGGUCCUCCAUUUUGUGCCCUCUGAGGCACCAUCAUCCGGGAGUUCCAAGAAUGGAUAUGUUUUUCAAGAGAUGGAACUAGUGGACGGAAAGGUGGAGAAAAAUGGGCAGCAGUCAGACGCUGCCAUCAUCAAUGGGAGUCAGGUCCAGAUCAGUCUGUCAGAUGAUGACGGAAUUCCUGGGUACGGCCUCCUCAACACAACAAGAAAGUAUGUGAAGCCCAUGAACUUCCAGGAGGAGGUACGUGCUCACAGAGACCUGGACAGCUUCAUGGCUCAGGCCAGCAUUCUACUGGACGAAAGGUCAGCGACGCUGGACGAUGUCCUCAAGCGCAUGCUGACUCACGUGGUGGACGACAACCAAGGCGAUCUUGACGCAGAAGAAGUCAUGAACACGUUAUUCACCGAUGCCGGAGGAAGGGAGUGUGAUGGUAAUGAGAAAGUUAGUGUGGCUAUUUUUUUUAGGCAAAAGCCAAGUUACCGUGUUGUUGCUUCCACAGUUCAUCUUUUAUCGGAAACCAUUCAGGGGGUCACUGCUACGUCGACUGGCGUCCGAUACCAGCAGUCCUGGCUUUGUAUUCUCGCAAAUGUGAGGUCACUGCAGAAACGCCAUGUUUGUAUUGCACGUCUGGAGCGACCGCAAAACUGGGGAGCCAACUGUCAGGAAGCACGCUAUGUCAUUCUCAUUCUGACCCCGCCCAGAACGAAAAGCACAAAGUCGGCCAUUGAACUCGGUCGCACCUUCGCCACCAUGUUUUCGGACAUCACCUUCAGGCAGAAGCUUCUGGAGACCAAAACAGAGGAGGAGUUCAAACAGGAGCUUGUCAAUCAUCGAAAGCAGCUCUGUAUCGUUGAUGAGAAGCAAACGGAGAAGGAAGUGGACAACUCAGACCCUCGCAAGGGCAAGCCACUAGAGUGCAAGGAUUUUGUGAAAGUGGGCAAAGGCGUUUACGACGACCUUCGGCGCCGAUUGCCUCUCUAUCCUUCAGACUUCACAGACGGAUUGACAGGGAAGGACCGCUGUCUGCUCAAGUACACCACGACCGCCAUUUUUCUCUACAUUGCCAUUUUACUGCCAGCUAUCGCCUUUGGUUCGCUGAAUGAUGAAAGCACGAGAGGAGAGAUCGACGUGCAGAAGACCAUCAUUGGUCAGAGCAUUGGAGGUGUCAUCUAUUCUUUAUUUGCCGGCGCGCCACUUGUUAUUCCACUGACUACAGCCCCCCUGGCUAUCUUCAUAAGCGUGAUCAGGGGCAUUUGUGAUGAUUACGACCUCGACUUUGACGCCUUCUACGCCUGCAUCGGUUUGUGGAACAGUUUGUUCCUCAUCCUGGGAGGUUUAUUCAACGUCAGUCUGGUGAUGAAGCUCUUUAAACGCUCAACAGAAGAAGUCAUUGCGCUCUUCAUCUCCAUCGCGUUUGUCGGGGACGCAGUUAAAGGCACCGUCAAAAUUUUCAAUCACUACUACCAUGGACCAGUACUGGGGACCACAAACAUCACAGUUCUGCAGCAGGAGUUUGCUCAGCUUCUGGAAACAGUGAACCAGACAAACCUGACAGGACCAGCGACAGAGCAUCCUCCGAUCUACCUGCCCGAGUCUCUGGUGUUGUGCUCCAGAGAAAGACCAGUGCUGUGUUUGCUGCUCAUGCUGGGGACCCUGUGGUUCGGAUACGCACUGUACCUCAUCAAAAGAAGCCCAUAUCUGAACGGCAAAAUCAGAGAGGUGGUGUCAGACUGUGCCUUGCCGAUCUCCGUGGUGACAUUCUCCUUCAUCGGCUCCUACCUCUUCCUUGACAUACAGCUUCCCGUGUUCAGCGUCCAUGACGGGAGAAUUUUCAAUUACCCUGUUUUCGACAAGAUGUCGGGAAUGAACGUCCUCAGCUGCGCAGGGCUGGGCUUCCUCCUCGCUUUGCUCAUCUUCAUUGACCAGAACAUUGUCAUCUCGCUCACUCAUGUGCCAGAACACAAGCUGCUGAAAGGCACCACCUUCCACUGGGACUUGGUGCUGACAGGUUUCAUCAAUAUCUGCAUGUCCUGCCUGGGCUUGCCCUGGAUGCAUGCUGCCUUCCCACAUUCAUCCCUGCACGCCCGUCAGCUGGCCAAGACGGAGCAGCAUGUGGAGAACGGACACCUAUACACCACCAUUGUCAGCGUGAAAGAAACGCGUCUGACGUCGUUGGCGGCGAACAUCCUGAUCGGUCUGUCGGCCUACAUGCUGCCCAUCCCGCUGCAGUGGAUCCCCAAACCCGUCCUCUAUGGUCUCUUCCUCUACAUCGCGGCUACCUCUCUAGACGGGAACCAGAUGGUGGACCGAAUGGCUCUCCUGCUGAAGGAACAGACCUCCUAUCCGCCCACACACUACAUCCGGCGUGUGCCUCAGCGGAAGGUUCACUUCUUCACCGGCGUGCAGAUGGUCCAGCUCACGAUCCUGUGUGCUUUUGGGAUGUACCCGCUGCCCUACAUGAAGAUGGUUUUCCCGCUCCUCAUGAUCUUGCUCGUCCCUAUCAGAACCAGCCUACUUCCUCGGCUAAUUGAAGCCAAGUAUCUGGACAUCAUGGACGCCCAGCACAUGUAGAACAAUGGAGAAGCAUCAGAAGAAGAAAUAAUGAUCCUGAGUGCAGAGGGAACAGAUGCACGAUGCAAUUACGGCUAAUGACUGUUGGGAAGGCCACGUGGACCCAACGAUUUCAGCGGGAGCUGGCAGCCCAAGUGAUGCCAUUCACAUCACGUUAUUUGCAUUUUCCUUGUUUAUCAUUAGCCAGGUUCAUUUUCAUUUCAAUGUCAUAUGUUUUCUUCAGCGGGGAGGAUUCGUCUCCUGCGUGUUCCAUUUGCUGUUUAUCGUAAGCUCCGCUGGCAGAUGUGUAGUUCAAGUGUCUCCGUUUAAAAAACAAACAAAAGUUCAGCUAUAUUGUUUGACAAAUGGAGUAUCAUCAUAAAAAGAAAAAUGUAUAAAAUGUAUUCUUUUUUUUAAACCCAACAUUCUGUUUAGAAAGUUGUGUUUGUUCCUAAUUCUGUCAUUUUUUAAUUUUUUUUGCCAUAAAAAACAUCAGAAGAAAUGUCUGUGGAUAAGUGAACAAUUCGCCUAAAGCAUAUUAUUUACUGUUUGAAAAAGGGUCAACAAUUUAGUCAAUAGAUGACAUGCUUUAUUUAUAAUGAAUUAAAACAUAUAUAUUUAAAUUCAUUAUGUAUAUUUGGAUUUGAAUGAAACUGUUUUCAUUCCAAAUGAAUGUCAGGAACUUUCCAGGGGAAACUUAAUAGACAAAUAAAGAAUUCCUCUACUUAGGUAGAGGAUUCUCAACAUAAAAAGCAAUGCUGUUAUAAAGAAAAAAUAAUGUGUGCAAUAUGUUUCAUGUUGUGUGUGGAUCAAUGGUUUGUAAUAUCCAUAAUUAGAAUCACUCUUUUCAUCAUGUCCCAGCAUUGUUUUUAAACUGCUCCUGCCUGUGUUUAACUGUAAAGUUUGAUCUCAAGCUGCUGCGAUGAUAUGUACAUUUAUGGUGCAAUUUUAAUCCUUUGCACCAUCAAAAAUAAGUUUUCCUGUCCUCAAGACAAAGAAGUCGCAUCAAACAUGGCGCAGAGAAUCAUUUGAGUAUGUUGAAAGUGUGUCCUUAAAUCUGAUGUUAAAUAAAUAAAGUA
This is a messenger RNA of Synchiropus splendidus (mandarinfish), 3795 nucleotides long. Its product is annotated as solute carrier family 4 member 11-like. Gene Ontology annotation, cellular component: basolateral plasma membrane; plasma membrane. The coding region runs from base 155 to 2737 and encodes 860 amino acids. NCBI's taxonomy places the organism in Eukaryota, Metazoa, Chordata, Actinopteri, Syngnathiformes, Callionymidae. The transcript has 19 exons. Gene Ontology annotation, biological process: transmembrane transport; monoatomic anion transport; monoatomic ion homeostasis. Gene Ontology annotation, molecular function: solute:inorganic anion antiporter activity. The record is from RefSeq and is a predicted model, not a curated record.